Molecule: messenger RNA, 1867 nt
Organism: Leguminivora glycinivorella
Lineage: Eukaryota; Metazoa; Arthropoda; Insecta; Lepidoptera; Tortricidae
Product: asparagine synthetase domain-containing protein CG17486
Exons: 8
Coding region: 143-1846 (567 amino acids)
Molecular function (GO): asparagine synthase (glutamine-hydrolyzing) activity
Source: RefSeq, a predicted model, not a curated record
UGCUUAUGUUGGCCAAUCGUAUUUACUUUAUAACCGGUGUUUCCGGUUUUUGACAUUGACAGCAGUUUUUUAGGUUAAUGAUAUUUUGGUUAAUUCAUUUAUUUGUUUUGUAUGUUCUAAAUGUGUAAAAGUUGUUGUAAUAAUGUGUGGAAUCAUUUGUGAAAUAUGUUAUUCAAGUUCGGUAACGCCUAAGGUUUACAAUGAUAGCACCAUUCUGCAGCGCAUUAAGAAUAGAGGUCCAGACUGUGUCAAUACCACGGAAAUAAAUGCUGGUGGAGGUAAAAGGCUAUAUUUUUGUGGUGCAGUGCUGUGGAUGCAGGGUCAAGAGUUAACACCACAGCCUGUUGAAAAUGAUGUUGGAAUUCUGCUUUAUAAUGGAGAUAUUUUCGACGAAUCGUGGAAUGAAAUUAUCUCUGAUACGAUGACUAUAAUGAACAAUCUUUCUUCAAAAACAGAAAUUUCUGCUAGAGAACAUAUUGUUGCCCAGUUAAAGCUACUCAAAGGGCCCUUUAGUAUUUUUUACUAUGAUAAAAUUACGGAGGAACUAUAUUUUACUCGUGAUCGGAUUGGAAGGAACAGUCUACUGUUCCAUAAAAUGGAUAAUAAUUGUAUAGCGAUUAGUAGUGUCUUGGAUAGAAGAUACAACUGUAUAGAGAUUCCUGCAACACAUAUUUACUGUCUAAAUAUUAAAACUAAUAAGGUAACAUUGUACUCAUGGACCAGUAAUGAAACAGAGAUUUAUCUAGUUGAAGAUUUAUAUGAAUCUCUCCUGCGUCAACAAAAUAAACCUGAUGAAGAUUUUAAAAUUGCUUUGGAAACUCCAAGCGAGGUCUGGCUUGAGGAUGAUCUGAUAGAGUUUCUUAGAGCUGCAUCCAAAAUCAAAGAUGGGCAUAUGAAAACAAUGGAGACAUGCCUGAGCCAUCCAACUAUUAAAAAAACUGUUGAAAAACUGACAGAACUUCUACAAAAUAGUGUAAAAAUCAGAUUGAAAAGGCAACCUAAUAAGUGUAAAAACUGUCUUAUUUCUACAGAUAACUCUUGUUCUCAUUCUACAAUUGGUGUCCUGUUUUCAGGAGGUUUAGACUGUACUAUUCUUGCAUAUCUGGCUCAUAGAUAUAUAUCUGAAGAGCAAAGCAUUGAUCUAAUAAAUGUUGCCUUCAAAAAAGAUUCCUCAGCAUCAUAUGAUGUACCUGACAGAUUGACUGGGAGACAGUCUUUUGAAGAAUUAAAGACUAUAUGUCCAUCAAGAAAAUGGAAUUUUAUAGAAGUUAAUGUUCCCAGAGAAGAACUAGAGGAGUAUCAAUUAAGAACAAUUGCUGAUCUGGUAUUUCCAAGGAAAACUAUUUUAGAUGAAAGCCUCGGAUCAGCUUUGUGGUUUGCCUCUCGUGGACAAGUUGAUGAUAAGACUUCACCUUGCAGGGUGUUGUUAUUAGGUUCAGGUGCUGAUGAAUUAUUUGGGGGAUAUAAAAGGCACUAUAAUGCAUUUAAGAGACAUUCCUGGCCAGGGCUGAGUGAGGAACUUUUAUUAGACUGGAAGAGGAUAUCUUUUAGAAACUUGGCUCGAGACAACAGAGUGAUAUGUGACCACGGGAGACAGCCCAGAAUGCCAUACUUGGAUGAGAAUUUCACAGAUUAUGUCUUGAAUUUAAAACCCUGGCUGAAGUGUUUCCCUAAUGAUGAUUUCGGUCCUGGUAUUGGAGACAAACUUAUGUUGCGCCUUGUUGCCUUUAAUUUAGGUUUAAGAAAUGUUGUCAUCCUCCCUAAAAGGGCUCUACAAUUUGGAUCAAGAAUAGCCAACAAAAAAGAAAAAGGCAGUGAUCUGUCAAGUAGAUUCUUGAACACUUGAAAUAAAAUUACUGCUUUUGUA